Molecule: messenger RNA, 570 nt
Organism: Fusarium graminearum PH-1
Lineage: Eukaryota; Fungi; Ascomycota; Sordariomycetes; Hypocreales; Nectriaceae
Exons: 2
Coding region: 1-570 (189 amino acids)
Biological process (GO): protein neddylation; positive regulation of ubiquitin-protein transferase activity
Cellular component (GO): ubiquitin ligase complex
Molecular function (GO): cullin family protein binding; ubiquitin conjugating enzyme binding; ubiquitin-like protein binding
Source: RefSeq, a predicted model, not a curated record
AUGUCCUAUCUCACGGAUAAGCUGAAUGUUAGCAUUGAAAACGCCGAGCUGCUUGUCGCCCUUGAACUCCUCCAAGCGCCUGCGGUUGGAAUAAUCACCAGAAGAGGCUAUGUUGAUGGUUGGAAAGUGACUGGAGCUGGGACAACACACCAGGAGCAUGCUACCCACCUCCGCAAACUAAUCAAGUCUCUUUCUUCCGAUCAAGCACUUUUCAAGAAGGUUUACAGACAUGCCUUUGUUGCUGGCCGAGAGACCGACCAGAAAGCUCUCAGCCUUGAAAACGCUUUCGUGUACUGGGAGAUUCUGUUCACACCCCCCGGCAUGGAAUGGAAGACGUCAAACCACGACUGGCUUCAACUGUGGAAGGAUUUCCUGAAAGCCAAAUGGACCCGUUCAGUUAACAAGGAUAUGUGGAACAUGACUCUUGAAUUUGCUCUUAAAUCACUGUCUGAUGAGUCGCUAUCGUUCUGGAACGAGGAUGGUGCCUGGCCUAGUGUCAUUGACGACUUCGUGGAAUGGUGUCGCGAGAAUGGCAUCGCUAAGACCGAUGGCAUGGACGUUGACAACUAG